AUGGCAGAUGCGUCCAAAAUGGACGUUGACAUGUCCGACAAGCCGGCUACACCUACACCUAAAGUACAGCAACCAAUACCGCAAGCACUCCCAAAUCGUGCUGCCCCUUCGGCAAUUCUAGUAUCGUCCCGCCAGAAAGGAAAUCCUAUAUUGAACCAUGUGAAGCUCGUACCGUGGGAAUACGCCGAUAUACCUGCUGACUACGUCCUGGGUGCGACAACCUGUGCUCUAUUCCUCUCCUUAAAGUACCAUCGACUCCACCCCGAAUAUAUCUACUCUCGCAUACGACUCCUCGCCGGCAAAUACAACUUACGAAUCGUACUAGUUAUGGUAGACAUCCCGAAUCACGAAGAGACACUGAAAGAACUGUCCAAAACAUCUAUAGUCAACAAUGUGACCCUCAUACUUUGCUGGUCAGCACCCGAAGCUGCGCAUUACCUUGAACUUUUCAAGUCCUCCGAGAACGCUCAACCGACGGCCAUUCGCUCGCAACAAGCCCAGUCAUACCGAGAAAGCGUUAUUGAAUUUAUAACAGCGCCGCGAAGCGUGAACAAGUCAGAUGCGGCGAGUUUGAUGUCUACGUUUGGCAGUCUGCAGGCAGCUGUCAAUGCGCAACCAGAGCAGAUCAGUGCUGUUCCUGGAUGGGGAGAGAAGAAAGUGCGGCAAUGGUCUAGUGCUGUCAGAGAGGAUUUUAGGGUUGAAUCUACGCGGAGGAAAGUGGCGCCGAUUAGAGAUUUAAGCACCGGUUAUGUUGCGGACCCAAAACCAGUCGUGGAGGAUUCAGAAGACGUUGAUGUUAUAGAAGGUGAUGAGGAUAUAGAAGAGAUGUUAUUUGCUUCGGCUCGUAAGGCCCGCGAAUUCCAGACCGAGCCGCAAGCGUCAAGCGAACCGCCGGCCAAAAAGAAAAGUCAACAAGAAGAAAGCAUGAGUGAAGGGAUCAUGGAUGCUCUGGCCAAAUUACGCAAACAAGAUGGCUGA
Molecule: messenger RNA, 978 nt
Organism: Talaromyces amestolkiae
Lineage: Eukaryota; Fungi; Ascomycota; Eurotiomycetes; Eurotiales; Trichocomaceae
Exons: 1
Coding region: 1-978 (325 amino acids)
Biological process (GO): meiotic mismatch repair; nucleotide-excision repair; mitotic recombination
Cellular component (GO): nucleus; ERCC4-ERCC1 complex; nucleotide-excision repair factor 1 complex
Molecular function (GO): damaged DNA binding; single-stranded DNA binding
Source: RefSeq, a predicted model, not a curated record